Molecule: messenger RNA, 946 nt
Organism: Ambispora gerdemannii
Lineage: Eukaryota; Fungi; Glomeromycota; Glomeromycetes; Archaeosporales; Ambisporaceae
Source: the annotation of a GenBank genome assembly
AUGAAUUUUUUUAAAAUCUCUCUCUGUUUCACUCUGGUUAGUGUAUUCUUCUUCGUAGGAAAUGUUGAUGCGCACGGUCGCAUGAAAAUACCAGAAAUUCGUCUUGAACCUAAUGACAAAGACUCUGAUUUCACGAUAGCUCGCAGUCCAACAAAAGGUGCCCCUUGUUCCAAUCUUGAUAGAUCAAAGGGACCUGUAACGAAUUAUGCUUCUGGCGCAAGUAUUCCAUUUACAUGGCAAAUUACUGCAGCACAUCUAGGCAAAUGUUUUCUUGAACUUUCGACCGAUGGAAACGAUGGUGGUUUCACAACUCUUAAGGAAUAUCCUAAUUGUGCCGAUACAAAUGGUGUCUUUAAUGACAACGUACAAUUACCAGCUGACGUAUCUUGCGACAAAUGUACUUUGAGAUGGCGAUGGGAAGCUAAAAACACUGGCGAGUUAUAUAUUAACUGUGCGAAUAUCCAAAUUGGAGGUUCUGGAGGUUCCGGACAAAGUAACCCUAAACCAAACCCAGCUACCAGCACAUCUACUACAUCUACCAGCACAUCUACUACAUCUACCAGCACAUCUACUACAUCUACCAGCACAUCUACUACAUUUACCAGCACAUCUACGACACCUUCUGCACCUAGUGCUCCAGCUCAACCAACUCCAGCUGUCACUGAUCCUGUAACUCCUAUUAAAUCUCAAUCAGCGUCUUCAGCUAUGACCUCUGGCAUGCCAACGAAUAAACCUACCAAAUCUCACCCAAUGCCUUCAGCUGCUACCUCUGGCAUGCCAACGAAUGAACCUACCAAAUCUCACCCAAUGCCUUCAGCUGCUACCUCUGGCAUGCCAACGAAUAAACCUACCAAACCUCAAAAGUGCAUUAAACAGGGAGGUGUUACUUAUUGCAAAAAACACCGUGGUUGCGGUCGUAAAAGCAAUAAAUGCAUUCAAGUGGAAG